AACCAACUAAAGCCAAAGGUAACAUAUCCAUCAGAGCAUGAGCUCGUCCUUUACCAUCUCCCUCCCUCUUCUCUUCUCCAUCAAUUUGUUCAUCGGCAACUCUCACACAAGCGAAGCAGCACUUACUUAUACCGCCUUCAAAUGCUCCGGCACCAAACAAUUCCUUCCUGGUUCUACCUACCAAAAAAACCUCAAUGAACUCCUCUCAUCACUUUCCUCCGCCGCCAAUUCUGCCGGCAACAACAGCAGCGGCGGCGGCGGAUUCUCCAAUGCCGCUGCUGGCAGCCCACCAGACCAGGCCUACGGGAUCUUCCUCUGCCGUGGCGACAUCGAUGCCCUGACAUGCAGCAACUGUAUAAGCACCGCAGCCCAAGAUAUUGGCCGGCAGUGCCCCGGCAAAAGAACCUCCAUCAUCUGGUACGACGUAUGCAUGCUGAGGUACUCGAAUCAUCCCAUUUACUCGGUCAUGCAAACAGCCCCUGCGUCGACACAUGCGAACAGCUCGAGCAUCACAGACGACCCAUCUCGGUUCAUUCAACUCCUGAAAGAGGCCUCGGAGGAUGUAGCACGGAAGGCCCCGAGCAGCAGAUCGGGGAAGAAAGUGGCCGCUGCAGAGGCGGAGCUCACGGACUCACCACAGCUUUACAUGCUCGCUGAGUGCACACCCGACUUGACGCCAUCGGACUGCCGCAAAUGCCUCCGUUGGGCAAUCGCACAUCUCCCUCAGGUGACGCCAGGAGGAAGAGUGUUGACUCCCAGCUGCAACGUGAGGUUUAGGGAGGACCGCUUUUUGCAAUGCCACCGCGUUGGGGACUGUGGUGGCGGUGGGAGGGCCACCACCGGUCCAGCAUCCUUCUGCUCCUGCUCCGGCAACCGGACCUAA
This is a messenger RNA of Eucalyptus grandis, 883 nucleotides long. RefSeq names its product cysteine-rich receptor-like protein kinase 25. The transcript has a single exon. The coding region runs from base 38 to 883 and encodes 281 amino acids. The record is from RefSeq and is a predicted model, not a curated record. Lineage: Eukaryota; Viridiplantae; Streptophyta; Magnoliopsida; Myrtales; Myrtaceae.